Molecule: messenger RNA, 1529 nt
Organism: Mucor mucedo
Lineage: Eukaryota; Fungi; Mucoromycota; Mucoromycetes; Mucorales; Mucoraceae
Exons: 4
Coding region: 310-1479 (389 amino acids)
Molecular function (GO): metal ion binding
Source: RefSeq, a predicted model, not a curated record
ACCUCUUGGUGUCUAUUAAAAGUAUCAUAUAAUCCAACAUUACGACUACGCGCACCUGGUUGUCCCUAAGAGACCCGAAAUAAAGGUCACAGUGAGUGUUCAUAGAUAGAGAGUAAAAGGGAAUAGAAUACCAAAACGUGUUCCAAAUAUGGCGAUAGGACAUCAACGUGGAAAGAUUAAAAGAAAUGUUUUGUACUCCCCCCCUUUUUUUUCACGCUUCUUUUUUUCUUUAGUAUUAUUUUUCCCAAUUGAACAAAUGCAUUCGAAACAAGAAUUGAAAUAUAGGAAAAAGCAGCUUGAUUCAAACUAAUGCCAACCUUGAAACCACAAGACUCUACCGACUUUACAAUAAUUGACCAAAGAAAUGAUGAUUCCCCUCUUUCCAUGCACGAAAACGUCACAUUAAAUUCCCCUAGCCACGAAGAAUAUAAUCAUCAGCUUCUUCUUCAGCAAAGAAAUUUACAGUAUUGUACUCCUUCUUUUUCAGAUUUAAUAUUAAAUAAUUUUUGUUCAACGCAUGACAGUAUUUCAUGUCCAACUACCGAUAUAUUCACGGAAGAGGAAGAGGAUGAGAUAUGGCGAAAGAAUUUCUUGGAUUUAAUAGCAGCUGUAAUCACCUACUCAGAAAGCCUUGAAUCAAUGUCAACAGAAUUAUUACGGACAGAAGGAAAAGUAAGAGAGCUUGUUGUGUUACAAAAGUCCUUGGUUGAAGAAUUGCAAGAGAAAGAGAACGUAUACCAAGAGCGAAUUGAUGAAUGUGAAGACAUAUCAAAUCAACAAUUGGAUUUAAUUGACCACUUAAUUGAAUUGGAAGCAGACUUGACCUUUGGAAAAGAGGUGUCAAACAGAAGAUCAACUACCACAACUACACUAUCAACGAUCUAUCGUUGGCAAAGUUCAGAACAUGGCCAAGAAGAAAGGAGUCUUAAUAGUGAUACAACGGUCAAUAGUAAAUUCUUAUUACCAAGUGAUCAUAAGAAUGACAUAAUCAGUACUUUGCGAUGGCAAGUUGGCGUAUGGAUAGGCGGUGGUGUUGGCUCAGGAAAUAUCGUACAUUCAUUUGAAAGUCCAUCAGAUUUAGGCGGCAUAGAAUUAAUAAUAGCUGGUUCUGGAACUAUUGCUUCUCCACGCCAUCACUCAUUUACACAAUCAUUAUCUAUUCAACAUUUACAUUUUCACAAACAUAACUACAUGCUUCAUAUCACUCACAAUCAUAAAACACGAUUCCGUUUAUUGCCAAAGCAUUUAUGGACAGCUGACGAACUAGUGGAUCAGUGUCAAUUUAAAACUAAUCAUACCGCAUGCUCAUCACUCUUUUCCUUUUUCAAAAGACGACAUCAUUGCCGAAAAUGUGGUAAAGUGAUAUGUCAGAGACACAGUUUAAAUAGACUACCGCUAUUUCCAUCUCCAUCGUCGCAUACUGAAAAAUGGCAUCGUGUUUGUGAUACAUGCUUUCAUGAUUUAAUUUUUGUAAAAUAAUAAUAAAAUAUGGCGGAGAGAAAAAAGUGAAAAAGAGGGUUGCAUUUAUC